GGAGCAGAGGAGGAACAAACAUGGCGGCUGGCUAUGCGUGGUUUCUUGUGCUGGGUUCGGUUUUUCUGUGUAAUCUCAUGAAAACCCUCCUGCCGACCAUAUCCUCUCUCCUCUCCAAGAUGGUGCAGAAAGAUGCCGAGCAGGAGAGUGAGAUGAGGGUUGAAGUCCAGGAGAUGAAGAAGGAGCAGGACUCGAUCAACAUGAUGGACGAGUUUGCUAGAUAUGCCAGAUUGGAGCGCAAAAUCAACAAGAUGACAGACAAGCUGAAGUCACAUGUGAAAUCAAGAACAGCGCAACAAGCGAAGAUGAAAUGGGUGGUGAACAUCGUCUUCUACAUACUGCAGGCUGCUGUGAUGAUCUCCUUGAUAUGGAAGUAUUACGCUGACCCAGUGACAGUGGUCCCAAGCAAAUGGAUUGCCCCAGUUGAGCGCCUUGUGGCCUUCCCAACAGGCGUUGCAGGUGGAGUGGGAAUCACAUGCUGGCUGGUGGUUUGCAACAAAGUGGUUACGCUGGGUCUCCAUGCCAUCAGCUAGAAAUUGCGGCCGAGUUAAAUACACUUGUUCUCUAACUUAUUGCUCAACAUUCAGUUGAUGAAAGCUUCAUUUUGUGUUGUUUGAUUUCAGGUCAACAUGUAAGAAUGCAGUGCAUUUUGGCGUCGGCUGAUUCAUAGUGCAACAUUUUUGUUCUUUUUGUUACGACGAUUUAAAGUUAAUUCUGAGAAUAUAUUGACUGAAUUGUACCAAAACAAUGGUUUUGAAAUGUUGAAAUGCCUUUUUUAAGAAAAUAAAACAUCAAGAAAAGAU
This is a messenger RNA of Pseudoliparis swirei, 803 nucleotides long. RefSeq names its product guided entry of tail-anchored proteins factor 1 (gene get1). The coding region runs from base 21 to 533 and encodes 170 amino acids. The transcript has 5 exons. The record is from RefSeq and is a predicted model, not a curated record. Gene Ontology annotation, biological process: tail-anchored membrane protein insertion into ER membrane. NCBI's taxonomy places the organism in Eukaryota, Metazoa, Chordata, Actinopteri, Perciformes, Liparidae.